Oncorhynchus mykiss (rainbow trout) is the source of this 5626-nucleotide messenger RNA. The record is from RefSeq and is a predicted model, not a curated record. Lineage: Eukaryota; Metazoa; Chordata; Actinopteri; Salmoniformes; Salmonidae.
UGGGUAUAUCUUAGGUAAAGUCCAGAUCAGUAUUUUAUGAUAUUAGCCAUAGCUGCUACAAUACUAUUGGUGCCAUACUAGUAAAUAUAAUACGGUAAUAUAAACUGCUGUGAUACAUGUUUAAAAGAAUAUGAUGGUUGUUUAAAAGUUCUCAGCAUAAUUAGACUUAUUUUUUUAAAGGCAUAUUUUGGAAUGAAAUAUGCACCAUUCAGUGUGUAUCACAGCAUAUCAUCCCAGCACAUCUCACAGUUAUGUUUACAUUGGUCUCAUAGUCAUCUGUUGUCAAUCUUUUCCAUUGAUCCAGUUGUGAAGCAUUUUGUCCAUCUUUACGUCAUGAAUGUUAAUGUAAGUUGUUAUGUGCAUUUUAUAAAGCCAUUCUAUCCAUUCCGCACUUUUCAUAGCCGCUGGACAGACGCAGAGAGCGUCCUGUGACUUCUUUCACGAUACCAUUAUAAACACAAAAACAUUUAUUUUUUGGUACUUUUCUGUGGUGUUCUCCAAAUCAUGACUAUGUAGUUCACUGUCAAAUUAAUUUCUCUUUUCUUCUCAAAUAAAAUUUUAACGGGGAGACGGAAACGAGUGGAGUAAAUUCACAAUUAAAUCUGCCUUUCAAAAAAACUAGAGGAACCUGGUGUGGGAAUCCUCAGUGGAUUUGUGUUGGCGCCGCCUAAUGGAUCGGAAGCUGCUGAAGACACAGAGAUUGGGGCAGGACUUGGCUUCAAGAUCUUGGGAGCUUUCUGUUCUCUGGACUCUGAAGCUGCAGACUCAGAGGGGGCACAGGGGGGAGGGGACUUUGGGAAGAAGUUGAGUAACUCUUUAUGGACCUCUGGAGACCAUACCCAGGGGUCAGAGGGGAGAGGGGACCUCCCAUCCGCCAGGGGGGUCAGUCCAGAUUCUCAGAGAGCGGUCAGUCUUGAUGCACCUGAGUGCUCCUCUGGGCAGAGCGAUUCGCUGGGCACCUCUUUAGUCCGCAGCACAGCCUUUGAGGACCUCACCUCUGUUGAAGAGAAUAGAUUGUGGGUAGAUGAAGACCAGGGUCUAAGGAUUUCAAAAGAAGCCAAAAAACAAGGACUGGCUUUCGAUCAUGCCGAGUCUCUCCAACAGGCUGCUGCUGCUUCUAAUACUGGAUCUAAGGAGUUUGUGCCAGGAAGCCCUGAUUCCUUUCCGGUUCACAGUCUAUCCUCUUCCCACUUUUUUCUGGAAAACUCUGUACCAGUGGACAGAAGCCCCAGACAUUAUUCAGAACAUCUCCAGGAGGUACAUGACGCUGUCUCAUCAGCUUUAAAGGACACUGCCCAGUUUGAUGUGGACAACCGGCUGGAGCGACAAAUAGAGUCACAGGUCAAUGGAAACACGGUGUCUUCUGAUAGUGACAAACAUUUGACAACAGUACUAUCUGACAUAGGUGUAAUUAACCCUGUUUUAGAAUUAGAAGGAGCAAGCUAUAUGUCCAUACCUGAUUUCGUCGAGGAUCCCAAUACGAGAGAUGUUGUACAGUCCACCAAGACCACAAGCGAACUCCAGAAAACUCCCCAAAGUUCUCCCGCAAGAAAGUCAUUGGUCCCGGUUGCUAUAUACAAAGCUCAAGCAAAGAUUGAAAACGACAAUGCUGAUAAGAAGACAACCAAAACUGCCACCAAAGCUAGACCCACAUCUGGCCUUAAAAGACCCUCCCCAGUCAACAGAACCAGAAAUGGGCCCACCUCAUUACCCACUAGAGCCGGCAGUGUAGGGGCCAGGCAGUCCCGUACUUUGGGUGGUGCUAGGCCACAGGCCCCCGGAACCAAGAUUCCCGCCAAAACCCCAGCUCCAGCAAGCGGCAAGAACAAAGACAACACCAGUGGACAGAGCAGCCCUGGUACUCCCAAGUCUCCCUCCAGCAAGACUCUUCCCGGAAAGCCCUUGGCUGUGGCCACAAACCAGGUGAAAAAGGUUGCGGUGGUGCGCACCCCACCCAAGUCUCCUGGCUCUCUCAAGAGCCGCGCCCCUGCACCCCUCACCGCAGCGGCCCCCUUGCCGGACCUGAAGAACGUCAGGUCCAAGAUCGGCUCCACAGACAACAUCAAGCACCAGCCUGGAGGAGGAAGGGUACAAAUAAUUGAAAAGAAGAUCGACUUAAGCAAUGUGCAGUCUAAGUGUGGCUCCAAAGACAAUAUCAAACAUACACCCGGAGGUGGAAAUGUCCAAAUCCUCGAGAAGAAGUUGGACGUAAGCAAUGUCCAGGCUCGUUGUGGAUCCAAAGCCAACCUGAAUCACACUCCUGGAGGAGGCAGGGUGCAAAUACUAGAAAAGAAGGUGGACGUAAGCAAUGUCCAGUCUCGCUGUGGCUCCAAAGAUAAUAUCAAACAUACACCCGGAGGAGGCAAUGUUCAAAUAGUCCACAAAAAGAUUGACCUGAGCAAUGUUAAAUCAAAAUGUGGUUCUACAGCCAACAUCCACCACAAGCCAGGUGGUGGGAAUGUUGAGAUCAAAUCUGAGAAAUUGGAUUUCAAGGUCCAAUCAAAGAUCGGCUCCAUGGACAACAUUGGACACGUGGCCGGAGGUGGACAGAGGAGGAUUGAGAGCCACAAGCUGACGUUCCGUGAGACGGCCAAGGCACGCACUGACCACGGGGCCGAGAUUAUCUCCCUGGAAGACGACCCCCUGUCCCACCAGCUCAGUACCUUGUCCUCCUCCGGCUCCAUCAACAUGGCUGACUCACCGCAGCUCUCCACACUCGCUGACCAGGUAUCUGCCUCUCUGGCCAGCCAAGGCUUGUGAUUGGCUUGGUGGCACACGAUGGCCGACCGGAAGUCUCCUGACCGACCACACUACUUUGACCGCCCACGUCAGAGGAGUCAUGACGCCUGUCGCCUUCCUCCUCCUUUUCACGGGACUUUUUUAGCUAUACCCAUCACUGUUUCUCUUCCAUCACCGACUGUUCUUCUUCAUGAUGCAUUUAUUGUUAGAAAAGAGGUCUUUAAAAAAAAAAAAGAGAUUCAAGUCGGUCAAGUUAGAUGAUUUAAUUUCUCUCUUGAUCUAUUUUUGUUGUCAUCAUUUGUACCGGUUGUAUAAAUGGCCCUUUUUAAGAGUUUAAAGAGAACAAACAUCCAAACAAACCCAGAAUCCUACAAGUGUUUCUGGACAUUUUAUUUGAACUUUGAACCCAUAUUUAAUUCACUUUAACUCGAUAAAUCAUUUUACUGUCCCAAUGACUGCGAUUCGAAGCCCUUAUUUUACAAAUGUCAAUUUUUGAUGUGCAAAUGAUCUGUGAUGGCUGUCUCCUGAAUGGCUUUUUGAUACAUGGAAAACAAGAGGUUUGGGAGAAGUGGGCCCCCCCCUUCUACAAUGUGUUGAACAUAAGAAAACACAUCCUCCAUUUACGGGGUAGUAUGAGGCAAAGAAGUGAGGAAAGGUGGGCUCAUGUAGCAAAAGCUCUCAUUCAGACAGUAAAAUGCUUUUAGACCUCCCCAACUUGCUGUCUGCUUUGGUUGCCGCUAUACACUGCAUACCAAGGUAGUAUAGUUCAGAGGUAAACAUUUUCCUUCAUGGACAAAAGAAGAGGGAUACAGAAUGUUUAGCGUAGAAACCUUGGUUUGUGUUGGGCACACACUUUUCUAUUUGUAUUCUGUGGAUAUGACAUGUAUUUGAUAUGGAAACAUUUGUAUCGGGCCUGCUACUGUCAGUGUUAAUUUAUUUUCAAUAUUCUGUUAUGGCUCUAUUGUAAAUGCGCUUCAGCUUUUGUCUUAUGCGGUGUGGCAGUUUACAUUUAACAUUAUAUAGGCUACUAGUGACAAAAUAUUUGUUAAUGUUUAAAGAUGACAUGAAUUCGAGGGGAAUACUGAAUACUGAAUGACUAAAUUAACAGGCUUAGCUAUGCCAGGCAAAUUGUCUAACCAAUUAUGGGUUGUGUCGUUUAAUGUAAGACACGUAAUUUCACUGAACUUCUCACUAAUUUGGCUUCAGAUCACGCAGAAAAAAUUUGCUUGAUACUCAGCAAUAUGACAUCAUCAUUCAGUGGGGCAACUUCCUGCUUACACACAAUUCUGCCCGACUACAUUGCAGACGCCUGCCAAAUCUCACAAUGCUUGGAUUGGUGUUAACUAUCAGCUAAACACAUCAUAUGAUUUAGCAAUCUGGUGUCCGACUGCACAGUUGAUGAUGUGGCACGCAAACAUUGGUUGAUGCAAUCCAACGCCUGAGCAGGCGAGCACAACCAAUAUAGUGCGUUCAAGAAAAUCAGAAAAGAACAGACUGGGAAGAAUCUUGACGUCAGUAAUCUUCAGGUCAGACAAGUCGGAGCUCUAGGAUGAUGCCCGAGAUUCUGAAUUGUAAUUCCGAGUUGGAUGACCCUCCGUUCAAAACUAUUUUUCCCAGUGAGAGCUGUUUUUCCCCCAGAGUUCUCAGUUGUCUUGAGUGCACUAAAGUCGGAGAUUUCCUUGUUCAGAGUUGGCUGGAACGCACCAAAAGCAGCAACUCCAGUCGCCAAGACUGCCCCUAUUGGUUCUUUCAGGUUUGCACUCUCCCUUGAGGUAUGUCCACAUUGGGAGGAGCCAAUUUGCUGUUUUGGCAGAUUAGAAUUAUGUUAAUUGAUUUUUGUAAACAGGAAGUUGCCCCGCUGUAUGUGAUGAUGCCAUGUAGCUCACUCUACUUUUUACCCUAAAAUGUUUAACCAUCUGUCACAUGGAGAAACGUACCUUUCGGAUAUAUUUAGAUUUAGGCCUACUAAUUGCCUGCGCACGAGCAUGCUCGUCACACUUUCCUCAACUUGUCUCACGGGUUAUAAAGCUAUGGUCCUUUCCCUGGAACGUAUACGACGGAAAUGUACGAAACUCUCUCACACGCUCAAAUGGAUAAGUGUUUUAUCCUCAUGUAAACCCACCGUGGUUCACCAAUCACCACUAUAUUAUUCUCGUCAUUGAUUUGCCUUCAUAACUCCGAGCCAAAAUACCAUCUUAAAAGUCCUUGCAUGCAUUUCAUGUAAGAGUAAGCGGUCUGCCUCUCCUUUUACACUGUGCUUUCAUUGUACCUCCUGUAACAUCUGCUUUGUCUAUAUAAGCAUACAUGUAGGUAUUAGUGCGAGGGAAUAGAACCCAAAAGGCAACCCUUUCCUUUAUGUGGAGAUUAAGGCGCAUUGAUAACAUUAUACGACUUCCCAGUGUGUGUGUUUGACUUGUAUUGACAAUAUAUAUUUCUCGGGAACUGGCCAGGGCAUUUGAGAAAAGGUGUGCUUGCAACACUACAAUCUGCAUGUUAAACUGUUGGUUACUUUUCAUCAUAAUGGACAACAUUUGUUUGAAUGUGUUAAAUGGGUAUGUGCACUGUGUUCUGUGUGGAUUACUGAGACUAAUAUGUUGGAGGGCAGGUGCUGAUAAAUUCCAGUACUAACAUUAUCAGUACUCAAGGGGAAAAGUUGGGGAAAGGUAUUUUUUUUGUUUUUUUGGGUGGUCCUCUCCACUGGCCUCUGUUCUGAGGUCAAUGGAAAGAGUUUGCAGUAACACAUUUCAUCGUCAUCCUUUUGUUAUUUUUGCCGCUGUACAGUUGUGUGGAAAAUGUGAUUGUUGAUAUUGUUAUUGUGCAUUUUAUCAAUAACUGGUGUAUGAUGAUUCUUGUCGCUGUGAAUUUAAAAAUAAACUGUUAAACCAUG